UAGUUUAUAAACGUCAAUCGUUCUGGUCGCAUGUUGGUUGCUCUCCAUCAUCGUUGUUUCGUCGUCGUCGUCGUUGUCGUCGGCUAGAAAAGGCAUCUCAUCGCAUCCGUCAAAAAGUAUAUAAUUCUCGUCACUCGUGAAACGAAUCCAUUUUCAACGAAGAAGAACAUUUGUUUGAAAAUUUGUAUAUUUUGAAAAUUCGGUUAGAAAAAAUUGUCUUCAAAAAUAUUUAAAACAAAAAAAAGAAACUGAUAACCCAAGAAAUAUUUAUGAGACUAUGACAAGUAUCUAGAAUCUAGAUACGAGCUCUACGAGUAUAGACUUUCAAAGUAAGAUAAGUCUACUGGCAAAUUUUGUGUGUCUACAUUCAAACAAUCACAUUCGGAUACUCCAUCAUCAGAAGCAGCAACUAAGAUAAAGAAGCUGACACUGUCACCUUUUUAUUCUCUAGUUCUAAUUCAAAUUCUAAAUCAUCCAAUAGAAUAAACACCCGACGGUCGUUCUAUUUAUUUAUUUAUCUCUCUCCCCAAAAACCCCCCAAAAAACCUAAAAAACAACAACACAAAAUUUAUAUCGCAGACGAAUAGACGAGCGAAAUAAAAUAUAUUUUUAUAUUUUUAAUUUUAAAAUUUAAAAUUUUUGAAAUUUACGAACGUCUGAAUCUGAGUCUUCUUUUUCUGUUCUUUGAAAAAUCGACGAAAUACAAAAAAACAAUAAUUUUGAAAAAAAAAAAUUAAAAAAAAUAUUCAAAACUCAAAAAACCGAACGCAUUAAUUUUUCAUUAAAAAGUACUUCUUUGACUUUUUAUCAUUAAAAAAACCAAACAAAAAAUAAUUAGAUUGAAAAUCAACGAACGGUGCUUUUCUCAUUUUCAGCAGAGCAGAGUUCUCACAUAUAGUCGAAUCAGUCGUCGUCGUGUUGAGUUUUCUAUACUACUUUACCGUCUCCGCCGUUCGUCGUUUUCGUAGUCGUAGUCAUCGUCGUUUUUUGUCGAUUUAUAAUUACUCCCGGCUAAAUUUAGAAAACGAGUGUGUCUGGCAAAGAGUCCAAGACGUAUAGUCAAAUAGUAGCAAUCCGCCGGAGCAGCAGCUACGGUAACCAACAGACAGUAGCAGCCCCAAAACAAAAACAACAACAAAAUACAACACAAAAAUUGUAAAAAUUGUACCGCGCGCAUCACCCAUCAUCAAGAAGAAGUAGAUAUAUCUAUGAGGCAGCAUUUACAUCUUCUGUGUGUACUUAGAAUAGAUGUAAGAAAGAGAUAGCGAUAGAGCGAAAGAUUUUCUUCUUCUUUCUUUUUUUAAAAAUUCUUUUUUUUUUUUUUGAAAAACAAACGACUUCUCUUAUAGUAACGAAAUACGCGCUCGCUCAACGCAAACGCAAACUCAAACGCAUCCGCGCAUCGAGUACUUAAUUUUUUCCGCCGUCGAUUUACAGAUCUUUCCCAUCGCGUGUGAGAGAAGAUAAGAAUAAUUUAUUUUUUCUUAACGAAUUCAAAAAAAAUCUGAAAAAGAAAAUCAUCUCAAGUGAUAAAGUGAAGAAAAAUUUGAAAAAGAAAAAUACCAAUUUCAAUUUGUUUUUGAAAAGUUGUGAAGAAAAUUCUAAAAAAAAAUCCAUCGUUUUUUCAUUCAAAAGUGCAUCAAUAAAACUGUGUGUUUCGAAAACCGAAAAUAGAGCAAAAAGUGUUUCAUUCUUUCCCCAUGGACUGUCCGUAUUAUUAAAAAGCAAAAACCCAUCAAAAAUUUUUGAAAAAACAACUCAAAAACUAUCAAAACUAUUUAAAAAAAAAACGGUUUUUGAUUAAGUAUUUUUAAGACCACAAGUUUUUAGUGUGUUGAAAUAGGUCAAAAACCCCAAAAUACAAUUCGAAACCCCUUAAAAGAAAUGCUUAAAAACACCUUUUCGAAAAAAAAGUUCUAGUGCAUCAAACAAAAAAACAAUCUUUAAAAAAUUUUCAAUUAUUAAACCUCCCUUGAAAAAAGAAAAAUGUCAUUCAAGCGAAGACUAAUCAACUGUCAAAAUUUCAAUUAAAAAAAAAACAACAGAAAACACUCUUUUAAAAAAAAAAAAAACUGAUUAAGAAACAAAUUUUUAUUUUCAUAAAAAUUGUUAAAUUGUAACAAUGAAGAUCAUCUAUCGGCACGAUUCCAAUUAUAUUCUGCGACAAUUUACACACACCCGUGAUAUACAUUUGGAGCGCCCUCUAGGAGACAUCACAAAGUGGCACAAGGUCACAGCUUGUUAAAAGGAUUACACCGAGACAGAAAAACCUCAAACUAAAAAACAAUUUUAAUUAAAAAAGUAAAUCAAAAUAAGUUCAAAAACCAAUUGGUUUUGGGACACGCAAACAGAAUAUUUAGUUGAAAAAAAAAAAAUAGAAGAUAAAACCGUGGACUCUUUGUAUUUUAACUUUGAAACGGGGGGUGGCUUCACACGGGACGCCAUGUAUGCGCGAGAAUUGCGCAAAUGGAGUCUAAAGUAUCACAUGUCCUAUUUGUGGCUGUCGGCUAUAGUCACAAUGCUACUCUUAAUAAUCUACUGCCCAAAUGCUACAACCAUGCAUCUGCCAAUAAAUACAAAGACGAGAGAUCCAGCGUUGCGGAUACCUGCGAUUCCAACAGAUAGCACCGGCUAUAACUGGUGGCUGAUGAUGGACAGACUGAGCUCAAGCACCAGCAGCAGCAGCCCCAGUAAUAGCAAUAGACAACAAUUUCAAUUUAAUUCAAACAUCGACAGCAGUAGUAAUCUAAGUAGUAGCAUCAUAAGCAAUAAAAAUAACAAUAUUUUAAAUACUAAUAGUUAUAAAAAUAAUAAUAAUAAUAAUAAUAAUCAUCCGUUAGCAGUAUUUAGUGAUUUAAGAAAUCACAAUGCCAGAGCUAGAGCUCCUGUUAACGAAGCCACCGCCGCCGUAGCCGCAGCCACAGAUAGCAUCCACAAUAAUCACAUCAAAAACCACAAUGUUCCAAAUGCAAAUAGUCAAAUAAAUUUUAACUCCUAUGCGUCAAAUAGUUUAACUAAGAAUGCAUACGACUUUAGUAGUAGAAAUAGUAGGAGAAGCAAUAAAUUAAGAAGACAUACCAACACUCAACCAAAUGCGAAUUACCACAGUCCAGUCCGGGUGGGGUCAAAGUCGGUGCCACUACCGCUGCCGGAGUCGUUUACGACGACAGACAGUCAGACGCAGACUCAGAUUCCCAUCAGCCACAGUCUUAGUCCCAGUCCCAGUCAAAGUCCUGUAGUUCCCUAUACCCUUUUGCCACACCAUUCGACAGUGCAGCGAUACGCAAUCACAGCCUAUCAUGUGCCUCCGGAAUCCUCGCCACCAGCAGUGAUGGAGUUCGAUCAGCAUCGGAGACGGCGACUUCUGUUGCGGCAACAAGCCCGCAACCGGACAAUGAUGCUGGCGGCUCGCAGUCGACGGGAUUCCGCAACUUCCGGGGUGCCGCUUGGGUACCUUCGAAGCGCACCUAUCGGGAGCUACUCGAACUACAAUAACAAACACAAAAAACAUCAUCACAACAGAAACAACAAUAACAACAACGGUAACAGUAACAAUAACAACAAUAACAAUUAUCAUCACAACAACAAUCGCAAACGACCGCGUCGCUAUUGUUCAGCUCGAGAUCCCGCGCAGCUAGCUUUCGAAGCUCCGACCGUCUUCGAAGGCAAAAUCAUCUCGAUGACUCGUGAUCGUCGAGCGAACUUCUCGGCCACCGUCGAAGUGAAGGAGGUCUUCAAGAAGCAAAUCGGAUUUCGGCUGCAGAAGUAUCUACGGCUGAAAUUCGCGUAUCGUAAUUCGAGCGCCGAAUGCGACAUCUAUCGGGAGUUCUUGCGGCCGCGCGGUCUAGUUCGCGGCGAUGAACUAGAACAGGGACGGAUCUAUGUGAUGUUUGUGCGGCAAAUCGAUUCGAGUAAUUUCACAAUUUUGGGCCAACCAAUUCGAAAGACACAGCACGUUAUUCAGGCGGUUAAAAAAGCUGUGAGCGAUAAAUAUGCACAGCUCGCAUCGAUAAAGUCAAUAACAGCCAGCAAUCAAACUGUGGAAAAUGGCAAGGAAUUGCGAAUUGUGUGCAAAGUGCAAGGACAGCCCCCGCCAAAGGUCACAUGGUUUAAGGACCACAAAUCGAUAAAUCGAAAUAGGAGACUGUAUCAAUUCAUUCAUUAUAAGAGGAGAUCGGAACUGAUUAUAAGAUCUUUUAAUAGUUCAGAUGCUGGGACAUACGAAUGCCGAGCGAAGAACAAGGUUAAUCAAAAUCUGGAGAAGAGAAGUUUAGUGAUAAAGGCUUAUCCCAUGCCACGAUAUAAUACACCCACGCAGCUGUCCGGUGGAAAGUGUCCAGAAGAUGCAUAUGAGUUUUGUUUCAACGGAGGCACUUGCAUGUUUUUCAAGGAAAUUGGUUCCUACUCAUGCGUUUGCCCUGAAGGUUUCAUCGGAGAGCGCUGCGAUCGUAAGGAAGUCAACAACAUGCCACCCAUUCCAAGGACACAAUUUAAUGCUGACGGUUUCAUGGCGGAUGACCCGAAUUCUUUCGACGAUGACAUUGCCAGCAACGAUUCCGACGAAAUUAACGAAGACGAUAAUGAAGAUAAUCAUGAAGAUGAAGAUGAAGACGACGAUUUUUAUAAUCCACUAUCGAAUGAUCAAUUUUUUUUUAAUAAACUAACUUAAAGUUAACAAAAAAAUUAAAUUUAUUUAUCGAAUGCAGUUAAUUUAACGAAUUCCAUGUAAAAAAACAAAAACAAAAUACUAAAACUUAAAAAAGAAUAAAUAUAUGUUAAUAAUCGUACUUAAUUAGAUAUAAUAUAAAAUACAUAUAUUUAUAAACAAAAUAGAUACCAAAGAUGUAAUAUAUAUUUUUCGAUAGAACACAUCAAACAUUUAAUUUUUAUUUAAAUGUUUUAAACUUACAUGACAUUUAUCUUGUUCUUUAUGUAUAAAAUAAUUGUUUUUAUUUAAAUAGAAACAUUUAAUUUUAACUUUUUUUUUAUUAAUUUUAAGAUCAAUUAAAGUAUAAAAUAAUUUAAUAAAUAAAAUACAUUGCAAAACAAAAUGGACUUCCAAGUUCGAAUGUUAAGUAAGUUAAGGCGAUAUAUAUCUUUGUUUCUAAAUUGUUAUACCAGUACAAUGUUUUCUUUUUUAGGUAAAUGUUUAUAUAUUUUGUUGAAAAUAAAAUACCUAAGCAAAACAAAAAAGAAAUAUAAUAUAACGCUAAGGCUUUAAAUUCAAGCAUAAAAAUAAAAAUAAAACAAAAAUGUCUUUUUAAACAAUUAAAAGCAUUUGUUAAGCUAGCUUUUGGUUUAUUCUGAUGUACUACUGUCAGUAAAACAUAGCACUAUUGACGCAUUUUAUUAUUAACCGAAAUUCCUAUCUCUUAUUUAUUUUAUAAACUAUUUUCUUUUGUAGUUUCAAGGGAUAAAUUAAUCAACUAAUUUGUUUUCCUAAGCCUAGUAUAAAGGACCUUUACUUUGUCGCUUGAUCUCUUGAUCAAGUUAAGUCCUCCUUUUGACAAUUGCUGUCUCUGUCAAUUUUAUACAUAAAGUUAGAGAUAGAGCAAUAUAUUCAAAACGACUAUCAAAAAAUAGACAACCAACCUUAAGCUAUUUUGCUUUAGAUUGAAUAAAAAGUCUAUUUUAAUCUCUAAUUUUGGAGUUAGAAAUAUUGAAGUAUUACGAUUGUUGGACCGUAUGUCAAAUUUGUUCCGCCAAAUAAUACUUUAAUUGAAUUUGUCUUGAAUAAUUAACUGAAGACUUUUGGAUUCACAUUGACAGAAACCUUAGAAAUGCUCACGUAUUGUUGUGCCGAAUGUAAAAUUUGUUCCGCCAAAUAAUACUUCAAACUGAAUUUGUCUUGGAAAAUGAAUUGGAGACUUUUAGAUUCACAUUAAUAGAAAUGUUAGUCGAAAACAUUGUUGAAAUCAUAUUAGAUGGAUAGAAAUAGAAGAAUUUAAAUUCAGAUUAUAGGAAAUCGGAUUUAGAGCUUAUGUAUUUAUUAUCAAGAAAUAAAGGUAACAUACAAAAUAUAAUGAGAGUUUCAAAAUUUAAUUAGAUUUAAGAUUAAUUUUGUUAACAAAUAAAAAUUAACUUUGAAGGACAA
This is a messenger RNA of Eupeodes corollae, 6094 nucleotides long. RefSeq names its product protein vein (gene vn). Gene Ontology annotation, cellular component: plasma membrane; axon; neuronal cell body. The transcript is spliced from 6 exons. Gene Ontology annotation, biological process: synapse organization; homophilic cell-cell adhesion. Bases 2444 to 4669 code for a protein of 741 amino acids. NCBI's taxonomy places the organism in Eukaryota, Metazoa, Arthropoda, Insecta, Diptera, Syrphidae. The record is from RefSeq and is a predicted model, not a curated record. Gene Ontology annotation, molecular function: axon guidance receptor activity.